Molecule: messenger RNA, 2336 nt
Organism: Lottia gigantea (owl limpet)
Lineage: Eukaryota; Metazoa; Mollusca; Gastropoda; Lottiidae
Exons: 7
Coding region: 15-677 (220 amino acids)
Biological process (GO): translational initiation
Cellular component (GO): eukaryotic translation initiation factor 4F complex; cytoplasm
Molecular function (GO): RNA 7-methylguanosine cap binding; translation initiation factor activity
Source: RefSeq, a predicted model, not a curated record
CGAUUUUAGGCAACAUGGCUUCUGAGAAAGAGGAUCGGAUUGCGGAGGAUACAAUGAUGGAUGAAGAAGAAGGUGCAACAUCUCCAGAACUAUCAGCUGAUGUAGAACUUUCUUCACAAGCUUUAAUAAAACAUCCACUACAGAAUAAAUGGGCUUUAUGGUUCUUUAAAAAUGACAAAACUCGAAAUUGGGCUGAUAAUUUACGCAAAGUUACUGCUUUUGACACAGUUGAAGAUUUUUGGGCAUUAUAUAACCACAUACAGAAAGCCAGUAAAUUAAUGUCAGGAUGUGAUUACGCUUUAUUUAAGGAUGGUAUUGAACCAAUGUGGGAAGAUGAUCAAAAUAAACGGGGUGGAAGAUGGAUGAUUAAUUUAAAUAAACAACAGAGACAUUCAGAUUUAGACAGAUUCUGGCUUGAAAUGUUAUUAUGUUUAGUGGGAGAAGCAUUUGAUAAUUUUAGUGAUGAUAUAUGUGGUGCCGUUGUUAAUAUCAGAAACAAGGGGGAUAAGUUAGGGUUAUGGACACGUGAUUCUUCGAGAGGAGAGGCUAAUGUAGAAAUAGGUAAAAAAUUAAAAGAAAGAUUAAAUAUACCUUCAAAAAUAGCUAUAGGUUUCCAGGUUCAUUCAGAUACUAUCACGAAAGCAGGUUCAACAGCCAAAACACGUUACCAAGUUUAACAUAGAUGAAGCCACUAGCCUGAUAAUUGUGCUAGUGAAAAAACAAUAUCGUGUGAUUGGUGACUUUAUCAAACUGUUAAAGAUGAGUGUGGAUGACAUUGAUUUUCAAGUCUAACUUUGAAAUACAGAGAAAAUUGUUGUGCUCUAGGUACACAGAGCAAAGUGGUGUCAACUAAACUUCAGACUGGCAAACAUGUUUCUGUUGUGUUACUAACACUGGUUACUUUGAUUAAAGUCAUUCUAUAUCUCUACAGCUGGGCUUUACUUUACUUUAUUUUGUGGAAUUUUGACAUGCUACUUCACUAAUGAACAAUUUUACUUACAAUCAUAGCUAUGUUUGGGGACAUAGCUAAUAAAAGAAAUAAUUCUGCAAUCCCAAAAUAUUGAGAAGUUGAAAUUAUUUCCAGCCUGUAGUGUUGUUGAAAAUGUUUUUUGAUGAACUAAAGUUACAUUGUCUACCUGAUUCAAGAUUAGAAUACAAAUUUUUUGAGUGUCUACAAAUUUCAUCUUGAAGCCCAAAAGAUAAAGAUCAUAUGGGUUAUAUAUUGUGUGACUAAACACCACUUAGCAAGCCAUAAGACCAAGUGAAUAUAAAUAUAAUAAGUAGUUAGAUUGUUCUCACUCUGCUCUGUGUAUUAGAAGUAUAGAUUCUGAUUAUGUAUAUUGUGAAGAUAAAUCUGUUUUUGUGAUGUGGUUGGAUUGUUAUGUUAUCAUGUUAAAUUUUCUUGGUAGCUUUGAUUUGAAUGUAGACAUAUUUUACAUUGAUUGGCUGGGGUUAAGAAAUUAAAAUGAACUUAUAGACUACCAUGAUGGAUACAGAUCAAUCCUAUCUUUGGGUUGAUAUUUAACUUAAAGUGCCUUUUUUCUCAUUUGUUCACUCAUCAGCCAUUCAAGUUAACUUUUUAGACUUCAAAUUAAAGAAUGAUUUUAGUAAAUACCUUUUUGAUAACAUCUAAAGUAAGAGCUGUAAGUUAUGGCAAGUAAUGGCAAGAUAACCAUAGAUAGAUAAGAUAUCAUCAUUAACAUGGCUUCUUACAAGAAUAAUUUCAAGUAUAAAAGAUUUGUAGAUAUUUUCAUCAAUAAGAAUUCAGAUCAGUUGAUCUUAACCUGACCAUAUAAAACUAUAAGAUUUCUUGUCAUUACCCAGAUACUAGAGUUGUAAAGCCUUCUCACACUGAACUCCUGAAUUAAGUUUGUGAUUUUUUGUAAAUGUUCAUGAACUUUGACCGUGUAAUGUUGUGAAAUAAAAGUCAAAGAUACUAAGUCACUAAAAUAACAGGUAUAUAGAUUUUCAUCUAUUAUUGCAUUUGCUUGGAUUUGAAGUAUAGUGUAUUGAGUGACUAUGAGUUAUGUCCCCUAUUUACGAUGUACAUAUUGUAAUCUUACCAAUGAUCUUGUUAUAUAUUUUGUUACUAUUAUUAUUCAAGGUUGGAUAUAGCUUGCAUGUUAAUAGAUUGGGCACCCCUUAGACUAUUUCCCCUUGCUAUUUCAAUAACUGGGCUCUUUAUUAACUGCAUUUUCAAGCGAUUGAGCAGUAACAAUAAUAUUAAUAUUUAUCAUACAUACUGAUACUAAAAUUUACCAAACAAUAUUAACUCAAAUUGUGUUUAAUUAAUAUAAUGGCCUGUAAGUACUAUUUAUAUUGUUAUUGUUGAUUAU